Molecule: messenger RNA, 690 nt
Organism: Procambarus clarkii (red swamp crayfish)
Lineage: Eukaryota; Metazoa; Arthropoda; Malacostraca; Decapoda; Cambaridae
Source: RefSeq, a predicted model, not a curated record
AUGCGCAUCAGAUCAUGGCGGAGGAUGUCAGGGAUUUCAGGGCGACGGACAUCAUCAGGGUUCAUCAAGCGACAUAAGGGUCUGUAUGAAGAUCACGUACCUACUAGCGGGGUUCAUAAGGAGCAACAUACUACUAGCGGGGUUCAUAAGGAGCAACAUACUAAUAGCGAGGUUCAUAAGGAGCCACAUACUACUAGCGGGGUUCAUAAGGAGCAACAUACUACUAGCGAGGUUCAUAAGGAGCAACAUACAAUUAGCGGGGUUCAUAAGGAGCCACAUACUACUAGCGGGGUUCAUAAGGAGCAACAUACUACUAGCGGGGUUCAUAAGGAGCAACAUACUAUUAGCGGGGUUCAUAAGGAGCAACAUACUACUAGCGGGGUUCAUAAGGAGCAACAUACUACUAGCGAGGUUCAUAAGGAGCAACAUACUACUAGCGAGGUUCAUAAGGAGCAACAUACUACUAGCGGGGUUCAUAAGGAGCAACAUACUACUAGCGGGGUUCAUAAGGAGCAACAUACUACUAGCGGGGUUCAUAAGGAGCAACAUACUACUAGCGAGGUUCAUAAGGAGCAACAUACUACUAGCGAGGUUCAUAAGGAACAACAUACUACUAGCAAGGUUCAUAAGGAGCAACAUACUACUAGCAAGGAGCGUAAAUACCAACAUACUUACCAGAGAGGCUCGUAA